Molecule: messenger RNA, 1675 nt
Organism: Malania oleifera
Lineage: Eukaryota; Viridiplantae; Streptophyta; Magnoliopsida; Santalales; Ximeniaceae
Product: ribosomal RNA-processing protein 14-like
Exons: 3
Coding region: 178-1230 (350 amino acids)
Biological process (GO): ribosomal small subunit biogenesis; ribosomal large subunit biogenesis
Cellular component (GO): nucleolus
Molecular function (GO): DNA binding; RNA binding
Source: RefSeq, a predicted model, not a curated record
GGCGGUCUUUAUACACGCGUGGGAAAAUUACAGGCCAUACCCUUGGCAACAAGAGGGCAUCGCUCGUCCUUUAUUCCGCCCCUCAACCCUAGCCCGCGUCGUUUCCGCCAGCCGGCCGAACUCUGCCAGAUCUCCUCCCCUCAUCACCGGGAAAAAAAGGCUCUCUCUCCCCCAACGAUGGCAAAGAAGAAGGAGAAAUCUACCCAACUUCCUGAAAAUGAUCUGAAGUCAGUAAUUCAUAACCACUCUCUAUUCUUUGACAAGCUCAUUGAGCUUAUCCCUGCUAGAUAUUAUCUGCCUACGGAUGAUACCGAAAAGCCAUGGUUUCAAGGCCUAAACAAAGCUGAAAAAGCUUCUUUGAAGCAGAAAACACGAGAAAACAUUAAAAAAGCCCGACGAGACCGCUUAGACCCUGAGAAAUCAUCCUCCACGACCUUAGAUUUGCUAAAGCAGGGCCUGGAGAAUGAGAAAUCUGGUAAUAAAUUGGAUGGUGAUAAUGAUGAUGGAGCUGAGGUUAUGCCUGUCAAACCUGUAUUUAAUAUGGAUGGCGAUGAUCAGUCAGUGACAUAUGAAGAGCUUCGGCAACGACUUCAUAAGCGAAUUGAAGAGCUUCGAUCAGGUCGUGGGGGUUCUGAUAAAAUUCAAAAGAAUGACAAGAGUGUAAAAAGUGAGAGGAAGGAUAACCAUAAAAAUAAGCGCAAGAGAGAAAUCAAAUCUGCAGAAACAAAAGAUAAGGGUAAGAAUAGCAAUUUAGUGAAGGAGGAUGCAUCAGAGGCUGCAAAGGGACUUGCAUUUGGGAAUGUGAAGAUUGAUAAUGAGGAAGAGCGGGGAAGGAAGAAGAAGAGGAAGCUUUCGAAGGAGAAAGAGUUGGAGAGGGCAAAGAGAUUGGAGGAGGCGAAGAAGGAUCCAGAAAGAGGGGAGAUUGUGGCAAAGAAGCAUUCUUGGAAGGCAGCAACAGGUAGAGCAGCGGGAAUAAAGGUGCAUGAUGAUCCAAAGUUGAUAAAGCAGAGCAUGCAGAAGGAGAAGAGGAGGCAUGCAAAGAGUGUGGAGAAGUGGAAGGAGAGAGUUGAAACCAGAGAGAAGAUGAAGGUGGGGAAGCAGCAGACGAGAGCAGAAAAUAUAGCAGACAGGAUUCAUCAGAAGAAGAUGCGGAAAAUUGAGAAGAGAGAAAAGAAGCUUAUGCGGCCGGGAUUUGAAGGUCGUAAGGAAGGCUAUAUUAAUGAAGACUAAGUGUAAGUUAUCAACGAGGAUCCCACCUCGUCUUCCUGCUUGUGAAGCAGAGAGACAAAUAUGCGGAGGGGGCGCAAAGGGGCUUUGCUGUUUAUGUUUUCUUUAAGCCUCGCCCGGGCAGAAGCAUUUCUUAAUCUUCGGCACAGGGAGCUGUCUCUCUUCAGUUAAUGCUGAUAGGUGUUUUUCCCCAAUGAAAAAAAAUUUGAUGCAGAAGACAUGUUUGGUAGUUUCUUCCUUUUUCAAAUUUUUUGAAGAAUUUGUACCAGUUAUAUUCAAUAGAUGGCGAGCAGUUGUUUUCUGAUUUCUCCAGAAAGGGGUCUGCUGGCAAUUGAAAACAACUGAAACCAACCAAUUUUCUCAUUUUCGUUUGUAUUUUUUUAUUGUUUUCUUUUUUCAUUUUUAGAACUGAGAACAAAUUUUGAAAGCUAGUGAAGUUGAAUGUUCA